Molecule: messenger RNA, 1013 nt
Organism: Phacochoerus africanus (Common warthog)
Lineage: Eukaryota; Metazoa; Chordata; Mammalia; Artiodactyla; Suidae
Product: olfactory receptor 51T1
Exons: 1
Coding region: 1-981 (326 amino acids)
Biological process (GO): G protein-coupled receptor signaling pathway
Cellular component (GO): membrane
Molecular function (GO): olfactory receptor activity; G protein-coupled receptor activity
Source: RefSeq, a predicted model, not a curated record
AUGAGUUUCAAUAACACGACAUCCUCGCCCUCCACCUUCCUCCUCACUGCCUUCCCCGGGCUGGAACGCGCUCAUGUCUGGAUCUCCAUCCCUGUCUGCUGCCUCUAUGUCGUUGCUCUCUUGGGAAACAGCACAAUCCUGUUUAUCAUCACGGUUGAGCGGCGUCUCCACAAGCCCAUGUACUAUUUCCUCUCCAUGCUGUCAGCUGUCGACCUGUGUCUGACCAUCUCCACGCUCCCCACUGUGCUUGGGGUUCUCUGGUUUCACGCCCGGGAGAUCAGCUUUAACGCUUGCUUCAUUCAGAUGUUCUUUGUCCAUGCCUUCUCCUUCCUGGAGUCCUCGGUGCUGGCGGUCAUGGCCUUCGACCGCUUCAUGGCCAUCUGCAACCCUCUGAAAUAUGCCGCCGUCCUCAAAGGCAAAAUGAUCGUGGCGAUUGGACUGGUCAUCUUCCUCCGACAAAUACUGUUCAUCGUUCCUGUGGUUCUCUUCUUAAAGGGUGUGUCUUUCCAGGGAGGCCAGGAGCUUUCUCACCCAUUUUGUUACCACCCAGAUCUAAUCAGAUACACAAGUUCCAGCCCCUGGAUCAGCAGCUUUUUGGGUCUGUUUCUUCAACUCUACUGGACCGGUACUGACUUACUGUUCAUUCUUUUCUCCUAUGUCCUGAUUAUUCGCACCGUUCUGAGCAUCGUGGCCCCAAAGAAGCAGCGGAAGGCUCUCAGCACUUGCGUCUGUCACAUCUGCGCUGUCACGGUUUUCUACGUGCCGAUGAUCAGCCUGUCUUUCACCCACCGCCUCCUUAGCUCCACCCCAAGGGUGAUCUGUAGCAUCCUGGCCAACGUCUGUUUGCUCGUACCACCUGUACUGAACCCCAUCAUUUACAGCCUGAAGACCAAGACGAUCCGCCAGGCUCUGCUCCAGCUGCUUCGAUCCAAAAGUGCACGGGGCCGAACCAUGAGGGGCCUUAGAGGAUCAUGGGAUUGAAGGGGAGAAACUGUUGGUGCCUAAACUGUACU